AUGGAGCAGGAAAAUUCACCAGGACUAGAGUCGUCCAUCAGACUGUGGCCAGUCGCCGAAGCUUUGAGUGCUUAUCUACCGGUGGGAGAUUUGAUCACGCUUUCUCGAUCUAGUUCCGCUCUGCGAGCUGGAUUGCACGGAUUCCCAGAACCCCAUGAGGACUUGCCUACUGGGAGCCAACGUCGUCCUCGAAAAUCACUCAAUAUCGGUCAACACAACACACCGUCCUGGAAGAGGCUAAAAGAUUUGGCUCCCUUCGAAUGCUCGGCUCCCAAGCAUGCGAAGAGGAACCUCUCUCCUAAGCCAUGUCGAUACUGUUCCCGGCCUAUUUGCGACGCUUGCAUUGUGCAAUCGUCCUUCUCGCGUGGAAGGGAGAAUACCUUCCAGAAUCGAGUCCGAUAUCUUUGCAGGGUGUGCUGGGAUGAUGGGAAUCACAGCAAGGGCCGCCGCUUCCCACUUCAUGGGUCCAAGAACAGCGCUUCAAGAACUCCAUGGUACGACCCAGGUGGCAGUACGAGAGAAUGUUGCACUUGUACUCUGAAAGUGGAUGGUACAAUAUGCCUUGAGUGCAAAGACCGACAAAAUUGGGAAGCCGUUUCAUCAGCAGAAACUCAAUGCCAUGGCCUCGAUUGCACCAAUCCGCUCGAGGAAGAUAAAGACCGACGACGUAUCUGCUUGUGGUGUAACAAGUCUCUUCCGCGGCAAAUUGGAGGCACUACACGUCACCACUGGAACCAAAAGAUGAUUGACGCCCGAGCUCGUAACGCAGCUUCUCGGCAAGCCGACUUGGAGGAAUACAACCGCAAACGCUUCAAGUCUAUGACAAUGUCCAGACGUGAGAUGAGAGGCGACGAAGCGGUACAGGAUGAUCCGGGUGCGGAUCUACCUCAAUUCGUUCGUCAUCUUGAUACGAUCAAUUAUCGAGCCUAUAUGGGACCGGAGCAAGCCCCGAGUGGCGAAGCCGUCUAUCACUCCAAGAGAGGCUAUUGGACGUAUAGCCAGAAGUUUCUUCUUUACUUGGGGCGCUUCUGUCACGAUUUUCCUCGCCCCAACAUGGACGCUGAUGUAGCAUGUUUGAAGGAGAAUGCCACCUCCACAUUCGCACGGACCAAUAUCGAGAAAUAUAACGACUUCCUUCAGUUUCAUUCGAGCAUCCCAUCCAUAUCUCCACGUCGCUGUAAAGAGUGGCAUGAACUCAAAGCCACCAUCCUCGAUCUCUCAGUGAACCAAGGGAUGGACCCCUACCAAAUUCAAGUAGUCAUCAGAGCGGACUACGGCUUCCACGCGACGGUCUUAGAGUACAAGAAGAUGGUCCAAUUAUGG
This is a messenger RNA of Exophiala aquamarina CBS 119918, 1323 nucleotides long. RefSeq lists its product as uncharacterized. The annotation marks the transcript as partial. The record is from RefSeq and is a predicted model, not a curated record. The transcript has a single exon. NCBI's taxonomy places the organism in Eukaryota, Fungi, Ascomycota, Eurotiomycetes, Chaetothyriales, Herpotrichiellaceae.